Messenger RNA from Miscanthus lutarioriparius, 1365 nucleotides. The record is from the annotation of a GenBank genome assembly. Lineage: Eukaryota; Viridiplantae; Streptophyta; Magnoliopsida; Poales; Poaceae.
AUGGGCCGUGCGCCAGCGAACGGUAAGCGCUCACCGCCGCCGCCUCCUCCUCCAGGACGUUGCCACUUUUGGCUCCCCAACAAGCGCCGCCACUGCGCCAAUUCCUCCCUCCCGUCCUCUCAGUACUGCGGAAACCACCUUCCCGAGUCCGCCUCCGGAGCCGGUCGUCGCGUUCCCUGCCCCGUCGACCCCUCCCACACGGUGCUCGAGGAGAACCUGGAGGCGCACGUCGGCAAGUGCCCCCUGAAGAAGCAGGUCGCCGCGCUCACCGCGCAGCCGUACUACUCCAAGGGCAUCAACUCCGGCGCGGGUGAGGCGGGCUGCGGUGUGACGUCGACGGAGAAGCGUGCGGCCGUGUACAGGCUUACCGAGGAGGAGUUCCGGUGUCUGCUCGGGAAGAUCCGGUCGGUUCACGCGGCGGCCGCCGUGGCAAUACGGGAGUCCUACCUGAUCACCGGUGCUUGCGAUAAGUGGAUGAGCGGCCAGGUCGAUAGGAAGGUGCCAUACCAAGAGAAGCAUGUCGUGCAGCAGGCGUCCAUUGUUGGAAACAUGGAAGCAUUUGGCCUGUUGCGGAAGGGUAGCAAUGAGGUGGUUGAUGGCGAGAAUGCGUCCGCGAGUGCUCAGGCAGUUGUGGAGUUUGGAGCUGGAAGAGGGUACUUGACUCAGGUGCUGGUGGACUGUUAUGGGAUUAGGAAUGUGUUCUUGGUUGAGAGGCGGUCCUACAAGCUUAAGGCUGAUCGAAGCUUGCGUCAAAAUGAAGAUGUUACCUUGGAGCGUUUGAGAAUUGAUAUUGAGGAUUUGAAACUGCAUGGAAUAGAGGCAUUGAGGGGGCUCCAAUAUCUAGCAAUUGGAAAGCAUCUGUGUGGACCUGCCACAGAUAUGACCAUGAUGUGCUGUCUUCCUGAACGAUAUGACCAGACAGAAGAAAACGGCAAACAUAGUCUUCAAGGCCUUGCUCUAGCUACCUGCUGCCACCAUCUUUGCCAAUGGAAGCAUUACACAAAUAAAUCUUUCCUCUUGGGACUAGGUAUCACAGAGGAAGAAUUUCAUGCCAUGACAUGGUUUAGCAGCUGGGCUGUGGAUGGUGAUCAUAGCUACUCAGAUUCUCCUGUGAACGUUGAAGACACGUCCUCUGAAGUCAGGGAACCAGAGAAACCUGAUCAGGAGGACAUCAGAAUUGAGAGAAUAAUCCGAAGUAUACCAGCAGGAGAGAGGGCCUCUUUGGGAUCCAUGUGUAAAGAUAUCAUUGAUACGGGGCGGCUACUAUGGCUCGGACAGAAGGGUGUGGUUGCUCAUCUUGUAAGCUAUGUUCCAUCCAACAUUUCACCAGAAAAUCGCCUACUCAUCGCAAAAUGUACAUCUUGA